Messenger RNA from Phacochoerus africanus (Common warthog), 3012 nucleotides. RefSeq names its product carnitine palmitoyltransferase 2 (gene CPT2). Lineage: Eukaryota; Metazoa; Chordata; Mammalia; Artiodactyla; Suidae. Gene Ontology annotation, cellular component: mitochondrion. Gene Ontology annotation, molecular function: carnitine O-palmitoyltransferase activity. The record is from RefSeq and is a predicted model, not a curated record. Gene Ontology annotation, biological process: fatty acid beta-oxidation. The transcript is spliced from 5 exons. The coding region runs from base 459 to 2435 and encodes 658 amino acids.
UCCCACGAUCUCCCAAGGACAGAGUCUGGAACGAAUACAUCAAACUCCGAAAGGUUUUCCGCCUUUUCUUCUUCUGCCACUUCAGUUUCAAUAUUGUUUCGGAAGAGGAGAAGGGCGUGCCUUGGGAGCUCCUUUUCCCGCGCAACCUAGGGAGCAAAAGCUGGAGCCACGGCACAGGGAUGGCAGCGUCCCGGCUCGCCCCGCAGUGGGCGGGCCCCUCUGAGCGGAGGGCCUGUGGGCGGGACCUCAGUGGCAGGGCCCUUCCGUGGGCGGGGCCUUUCCAUGGGGCGGGGCCUUCCGUGGGCGGGGCCCAAAGGCCGGAAGUGGCCUCGUGGACCUGCCCCAACCGAACUUGAGUUCCUGACCGGGUGUCCCGGGAACCUGAAGGCAGCGGCUUGGGCUCUGCACACCAAAACCACCCGGUCUCCGCGUUCGUGCUGCUGCCGCCACCCGAGACGAUGGUGGCUCGUCUGCUGCUGCGCGCCUGGCCCCGGGGCCUUGCUGUUGGCCUGGCAGCCCCCUGUCGGACCCUAAGCGCCGGCUUCGAGCCCGGUCAGUACCUGCAGCGCAGCAUCGUGCCCACUAUGCACUUCCAGGACAGUCUACCCAGGCUGCCUAUUCCCAAACUUGAAGAUACCAUGAGAAGAUACCUCAGUGCGCAGAAGCCUCUCUUGGAUGAUGGCCAGUUCAGGAAAACAGAAGAAUUGUGUAAGAAUUUUGAAAAUGGAAUUGGAAAAAAACUGCACGAGCAGCUGGUUGCUCAGGACAAGCGGAAUAAACACACCAGCUACAUUUCAGGCCCCUGGUUUGACAUGUACCUGACUGCUCGAGACCCCAUUGUCUUGAACUUCAAUCCGUUCAUGGCCUUCUACCCCGACCCAAAGUCCGAGUACAACGACCAGCUCACCCGGGCAACCAACCUGACGGUCUCUGCCCUCCGGUUUCUGAAGGCACUUCGGGCCGGCCUCUUGGAGCCGGAAGUGUUCCACUUGAACCCGGCCCGAAGUGACACGGCCACCUUCAAGCGGCUCAUACGCUUGGUGCCUUCCGCCCUGUCCUGGUACGGCGCCUACUUGGUCAAGGCCUACCCUCUGGAUAUGUCCCAGUAUUUUCGGCUUUUCAAUUCCACUCGACUCCCCAGACCCCAUCGAGAUGAACUCUUCACUGACGACAAGGCCAGACACCUCCUGGUGCUCAGGAAGGGCCAUUUCUAUGUCUUUGACGUCCUGGAUCAAGACGGGAAGAUUGUGAGCGCCUCCGAAAUUCAGGCUCAUCUGAAGUACAUUCUCUCGGACCGCAGCCUGGCCCCCGAGUUUCCGCUGGCCUAUCUGACCAGCGAGGACCGGGACAUCUGGGCGGGGCUCAGGCAGAAGCUGGUGCAGGGUGGCAAUGAGGAGACCCUGCGGAGAGUGGACACUGCUGUGUUCUGCCUCUGCCUAGACGACUUCCCGGUGAAGGACCCCAUCCACUUGUCCCACAGCAUGCUGCACGGCGACGGCACAAACCGCUGGUUUGACAAGUCCUUCAACCUCAUCCUUGCCGCGGAUGGCACGGCGGCUGUCCAUUUUGAGCACGCUUGGGGCGACGGGGUUGCCGUGCUCAGGUUCUUAAAUGAAGUGUUUAAAGACAGCACGCAGGCCCCUGCCGUCACUCCGCAGAGCCCGCCCGCCCGCACGGACUCGUCCCGCGCGGUGCAGAAACUCAGCUUCAAGCUGGACGACGCCGUGAAGGCGGGCAUCAGCGCCGCGAAGGCAAAGUUCGAUGCCACCGUGAAAACCCUCACCAUUGACUGCAUCCAGUUCCAGAGAGGAGGCAAAGAAUUCCUCAAGGUGCAGAAGGUGAGCCCUGACUCCGUGGCUCAGCUGGCCUUCCAGAUGGCCUUCCUGCGGCAGUACGGGCAGACCGUGGCCACCUACGAGUCCUGUAGCACUGCCGCCUUCAAGCACGGCCGGACCGAGACCAUCCGCCCGGCCUCCGUCUUCACCAAGAGAUGCUCUGAGGCCUUUGUCAGGGAGCCCUCCAAGCACAGCGCCGCAGCGCUUCGGCAGAUGGUGGCCGAGUGUUCCGAGUACCACAACCAGCUGACCCGAGAAGCAGCCAUGGGCCAGGGCUUUGACCGACACUUGUUUGCUCUGCAGUACCUGGCGAGAGCCGAAGGGGUUGCUCUGCCCGAGCUCUACCUGGACCCUGCAUACAAGCAGAUAAACCACAACAUCCUGUCCACCAGCACAUUGUCCAGCCCAGCGGUGAACCUUGGCGGCUUUGCCCCUGUGGUCCCUGAUGGCUUUGGCAUUGGGUAUGCUGUUCACAACAACUGGAUAGGCUGCAACGUCUCCGCCUACCAAAGCCGCAACGCCCGCGAGUUUCUCCAGUGUGUGGAGAAGGCCUUAGAAGACAUGUUUGAUGCCUUCGAAGGCAAAGCCAUCAAAACUUAGCUUUUGGGGUGGGGGAAAAGCCUCUGUUGCUUCAUCAGCUUAGAAAUUGGGGCCUCUGUAGCCAGUAGGUGCUAUUCUCUGACUAAUAAAACUAAUCACGAGGUGCCCGAGCACCAGGGCUAUAAGGUUUGAGCUUAAAAACCAUCGUUUUAGGACUUCCCAUCAUGGUGCAGCGGAAACGAAUCCGACUAGGAACGAUGAGGUUGCGGGUUCGGUCCCUGGCCUUGCUCAGUGGGUUGAGGAUCCGGCAUUGUCGUGAGCUGUGGUGUAGGUCGCAGACACGGCUCAGAUCCCGAGUUGCUGUGGCUCUGGUGUAGGCCGGCAGCAACAGCUCCAAAUACAACCCUGGCCUGGGAACCUCCAUAUGCCUCAGGUGUGGCCCUAAAAAGACAAAACAAAAAACAAAACAAAAACCAUGGUUUUAAAGCUAAACAUGUAAUUUCCAAAUGGAACUAGACAACAACCAAAAAGAAUAUGAGAUUUAGUUUUAAGGACAUUUAAUCAGGGGGUAAGAUGUGGAAAAUAACUCAGGUGUAUUUAUUGUUGAAGCAAAAAUAAAAUUUAAUUCUUGCUUGGA